AUGAUCGCUCAAUACGUGGGCCGGAGCCAGAAGACGUGGGAUGAGCACAUCACCGCCCUCCAAUAUGCCUUCAAUACGGCCUGGAGCGAGGCCACGGGACACACUCCUGCCUACCUCAACCAUGGCAGGGAGCUCGCUCGACCUCAUCCGGAGGACCGACGACACCUAGCAAACCCAACGACCCCCGAGACGCACCGACGGUUGCAAGAGGCCUACGACCUCGUAAGGGUGAACUUGGCACGAGCCUUCCAACGUCAAGAACGACAUUACAACCUGCGUCGUCGGGAAUGGAAGCCAAAGGUCGGGGAUUUGGUAUGGAAGAGAAACCACGUCCUGUCCGACAAGGCUAAGGCAUUCAACGCCAAGUUGGCCCCAAAAUUCGUGGGGCCCUUGGAAGUCCGGAGGAUCAUCUCGCCGGUCAUCGUCGACCUACGGGACACCCGCGGACGCUGGCACCGCCAGGUCCACGUACAGGACCUGAAGACGCACCCGGCCCCGAUGCGCCAGGGAAACACCGACUGGUCGGGGGAAUCACGGUUACCGACCGAGAAUGUCCGCACAGGCGAAACACACGGACAACGGCCGAGGGCACCACCGACUUAUCCGAGUGCCGAGGCAAGCACGCGAAAACAACGUACGCCGCGUCCCGAGGUAAGCACACGCAAACCACGUGCGCCGCAUUCCGAGGCAAGCACGCGCAAACAAGGUGCGUCGCAAGCACGCGAAAACAACGUGCGCCGCGUCCCGAG
Molecule: messenger RNA, 749 nt
Organism: Pogonomyrmex barbatus (red harvester ant)
Lineage: Eukaryota; Metazoa; Arthropoda; Insecta; Hymenoptera; Formicidae
Source: RefSeq, a predicted model, not a curated record